Messenger RNA from Lepidothrix coronata (blue-crowned manakin), 8120 nucleotides. RefSeq names its product potassium channel tetramerization domain containing 7 (gene KCTD7). Gene Ontology annotation, biological process: protein homooligomerization. The record is from RefSeq and is a predicted model, not a curated record. Bases 442 to 1410 code for a protein of 322 amino acids. The transcript has 6 exons. Gene Ontology annotation, molecular function: protein binding. Lineage: Eukaryota; Metazoa; Chordata; Aves; Passeriformes; Pipridae.
AGUUAAGAUUUUAAUAAUUCAAGAUGUUGAUGCGUUAGUGGAGGGGAGAUAUGAUCUCAUGUCCUGGGUCUGGGUCUCUCUUUAAGGUUUGCAAUUCGAUGCUUUUUGUUUGCUUUUAAUAGCUGGGUGACGAGGAGAAAGUAAAUUGGAGUGUCCCACUGAGAGUUACAAAGAAAGUAACAUGAGAUUUCUCUACUGCAGGAGAAUGAAGGGAGACACUGUUCCUGUCACCACUCCACUGUUCCACUGCUCCGUGCCCGGGGGUGAACUGGUGAAGCAAACCUAGAGAAGGACUUCAGUCACCUUUUAAUGAAGGUCAAAAAACAGGUUAAACUUGUCAGUGAUUAAUCUCUUCAUUUUACUGCCACUAAACUUAAUCUUGAAAUCCUGGGCCGAGAACUUGUCUGCCAAACCUCGCUGUUGAGGGCACUGUUUGUGUGAAUGUUCCAAUGGCAAAGGAGGCUGUUACUCCUGGGUGUAAGAGAAUUAAGCAGUGCCACGGCUGCCUACCCAGCAGACCUGCUCCCGAGAGCCAGAGGGAUGGUGGUAGUUACGGGGCAGAACAAAGUGAGCGGAAACCCGGAUGAUGCCAUGUCGAGCUCGGAUGCAGAGGAUGAUUUCCAAGAGCCGGCCACUCCUACUGCAACCCAGGCAGGACAAGCUCUACCUCUGCUGCCCCAGGAGUUUCCAGAAGUUGUCCCCCUGAACGUGGGAGGGAUGUACUUUACCACGAGACUGUCCACCCUGAGGCGUUACGAGGACACCAUGCUGGCAGCCAUGUUCAGCGGGAGGCACUACAUCCCCACGGAUGCUGAGGGCAGGUACUUCAUCGACAGAGAUGGAACCUACUUUGGAGACAUACUUAACUUUCUACGCUCUGGUGACCUGCCACCAAGAGAACGAGUGAGGUCAGUUUACAAGGAAGCUCAGUAUUAUUCCAUAGGACCAUUGCUAGACAAUCUAGAGGAUAUCCAGCCUCUGAAAGGAGAAAAAGUUAGACAAGCUUUCCUGGGCCUAAUGCCAUAUUACAAAGAUCACUUGGAACGGAUAAUCGAAAUAGCAAAGCUCCGGGCCAUGCAGAGAAAAGCGAGAUUUGCAAAACUGAAGGUCUGUGUCUUCAAAGAGGAGAUGCCCAUCACUCCCUACGAGUGCCCCCACUUCAAUUCCCUGCGUUUUGAGAGGAGUGAGAGCGAGACCAAGCUGUUUGAGCACCACUGUGAGGUGGAUGUGUCCUUUGGGCCCUGGGAGGCCGUGGCCGACGUCUACGACCUGCUGCACUGUAUCGUGACAGACCUGUCUGACAGGGGCAUCACUGUGGAUCACCAGUGCAUCGGGGUGUGUGACAAACACCUCAUCAACCACUACUACUGCAAGAGGCCCAUCUAUGAGUUCAAGAUCACUUGGUGGUGAGUUGUUUUGUCCGGGACAGCGCGAGGGAUAAAAGGACUUCUAGGUGACGGUCGGUUGCUUUUGGUAUUUUUGCAACGUGUCUCUGGAAAUGCAUUGCUGCUAACAUUCCUUGGAGUCAGUGAGCUGCCCAGCAAAGGGAACCUGGUGCAGAGGUUAAAGAACCUCUGGAAUCUUGAAAAACCAGCCUGACAUCAGACUGUUGGCUCAGGUACCUUAACGAGGCACAACACACAAAAAUCACCUCAUGGAAGUGGUGGAGAGGAGUGUCUGACAUCUUCUAAAAGGUGCCCCCAGCCACGUGGUUUUAGUAUCCCAGUCUGCAGAAUGGAAUUGCAGAUCUCUCCUGCUUUAUUGGGAAGCUGGGGUGCUAAUAAUGCUGACAUGUGGUUCAGCUUUACCCACUUAGAGAUGUUUUAGUUCCUACUUAAACUUACCACUUUAUAAAAUUGAGUAAUACCCAGCCAGCACAAAGAUUCUGGAAAUGUAAUUUUGAUGUAAUAGAUAAUUUAAAAAAGGGGGGAAAAAGGAGUGUUCCCUAUAUAUUAUUAAUUGUUGUCAGGAUUAAGGUGUAUUUCUUUUUUAAUUAAGAAUCUACAUUGUGAAUUAUAAUGUUAUAUUUCAAUUAUUAUUAUUGUUAUAACAAGGAAUAGCAGAUUUGGAAUAUAUUCCUUAAUGCUUUUAGGAAUAAUAACUGUCCAUGGAAGACUUGUGCCUGUUUUUAGCCUUAGAAAUUCUAAAUGUUUACAAUAUCUACAAAAAAAAAAAAAGAAGCUCUAUAGAAUCAGGUCAUUUACAAAGGCUUUUGGUAAAUGAGAAAACCCUAUAUGUAUGUUCCUAUUAGCAGAAGUAAGAGGAAUAUUUAAUGUAUAUUAUUUUAUUACUGACUCUUUUUACAUUCUGUGAUAUUUAAACUUUGUUCUAGAGUUAAAGUCAGAUGAUACUGUACAAGUGCUUCCUUCACCACACCUUCUUCAGACAAUUAAUUCUUAUUUUUAUCAUUCUGGUUGACCCUUCCUGGUGUCAUAAAGGAAAAACAAAAUUCAGCCUUCCUAUUCAAAUAUUUCUCCAAUUAUAAAUCAGUAGAUCUGGGUAAUAAAUCCCUUUCCAUGCCAAAAGAGGCAGCCAUUGCAGAAUCACAUUCUUUUCAGAAGGCAAUUGUUGCACUUCUGACGUGAGUAACCACAUCUCAAAGUUGAAUUACUUGAUGUCCAAAACCAAAAGGGAGAUUUAAACGUCUGCAGAUAUUAAUGUUUUGUGAGGUACAGGAAACUCAGCUGUUUUUCUAAAAUACCCCACUUGAAGGGACUUCCAAAUAAUCUUAAGGAGAGAGAAAAAGCAAAUAUUUGCAUAUUGCAUUCCACUGGAUUAGAUGAUCCAACAAUAUUGCUUAAUUAAGCUUUUGACCAAAACGCUUAAGAAACACAUUAAUUACAGGGAUCAAAAUUCUUAGUCACCUGAGGUAAUUUUUAGUAUAAUUCUAAAAACCUUGUGGUCAAACUGUCUUGCAAAAAAAGAGCCGAAUUGUUUGCAUUGUCACACUUUCAGGCACUUAAUUUAGCAAUUUUUAGUAAAUUGUCUCUCUGUAGUGGGGGCUCUAAUGAUCUCUUGGCAAAUGUUUACUUACAGAGGCUCCUUGUCAAGUGCUGAGUUUCAAGUCCAGAGCUUGAAACGGCAUUUGGAUCUUAAGUUUGUUUUAAUUGUUUUCUUAAAUAUUGGCCUUUGUGUUACAAGUUCUUGUACUUGUGUUUGGCGACCCAAAAUUAAGAGUUAAACUGAGACUAGUAAAGCUUCCCUACAAUGAGAGGAACUUGGUUUCUUUGCUGCUUUGCUGGCUUCAUUUAUUUUCAUUUUAUUUUUUUUUUCCCAGGGAAUCUUAAAACUGCAAACCACAAUUUCUUCUAAAAUUACGUAAGAUCCUAAAGUUGAGGCUUACAAACUUUUGGCUGCUUGUCCACUUCAGACAUUUAAAUUCAGGAUUUUCAGCAUAGUUUAUUUAGGGAUUACAACGAGAAUUGCAGUUUUAAGGGGGGGUUUCAGUGGUUUUUUUGCCAUUUCCCAUAUAUGUAUUUACACAGGACAGAACUCUGGUUUGAAUUUCAGCACCACUUGCAGAAACAGGACACAGUCUGAUUUUUAACAGUGUGUUUUUUGGUUUGGCUUUAAGAGUUUUCUCACUGUUUUUACAGAGAAGCUGUGACGACAAAACCCCUGUUUUGACCACGUUUGCUAUUUCUUAAUAUGCACAUGCUGAUAUUUUAUUACUUUUCCCUGUUCAUUGCUUUAAAAAACUAAGGAAAACUACCGACCCAAAAAGAUAAAAUGAAAAUCUUGGUCUGCAUCAGCUGCAUCUUAAUCAAAGCUCUCAUCCUUCCAAUCCUCCUGGAGGCAGCAGACAUUCAGUGCAAUAAUGGGAAGGAAAACAUGGAUUUAAGCCCACGUGCUUUCAUUAAACACAUCCGUUCUGUGCUGUGAUUUGGGCAGGUUAACCCUAUUUUUAUUGACUGCCCCUGCUCUAAGCAGUCUUUGUUUACAACGAUUUAGAUGAUCUUGCCUAAUCUGUGCUCAUUUUUUGACAGAAGCAGAGGAGUUGUGCAGGAGGAUGGCAGGGGAGUAGAAUCUAAUCACUGCUUUAUGUAACAUUAUUGACUUUUCUUGGCGUGUAGCAUAACUUUUGAAAUCCUGCAUUUGCAACAGAAAUGUGAGUAGCUGAUCUACUAAAUCCAUGUUUAACGGGCUUGAUGUUUUUGUACAUCGUGGAUGCUUUAGAAUUGUCUGAUUAAACUCAAUGCCUAUGGAAUACUGCUUUUUUUUUUUUUUCCUUUAGGGCUUUUCUUUAUAUCCAGCCAGGCCAGAGGUUUGCUACAACAUAUUUACCUAUUUCUCCGUGCUCCUCUUGGCUUUUUUGCCACUUUAGCAUCUACAAAGCUACUUUUCCACCCCCACACUCUCAAAUCCCUGUGUUUGGCACUGGAAACAAAUUGGGCACAGUAAAUAGUCUGGUGUCAUCAAUAUAACCUUGCUGUGAAUAUCAUGUUUGCAGAUCAUUAGAAGGACAGUGCAUGUCCAUUUAGCUGAUUCAGUUUGAAGGACAUACAUUUUUUUAUUUCAUAUUCUGAGACUGGAUACAGGCCCUUUUUUCCAUUUUUAGUUCCAAAUUGAUACACAGGAACACACAUAUUACUAUUGACUUUUUUUCCUCCCCCAAAUAAGUCUGAAAUAUUUUCAGAGCCCAGAUCACAUAUCUGGAUUGCAGUGAUUAUUCUGCUUUUAUCAAUACUGGUGGGACAGUUGGGGGAUACUUAUUUAAAAUUAGAAUUGUUAGCUGCUGUUUUAUGUUGCUGUGUGUAUGAAAAAAACAUGACAAGACUAAUUCUUUUUAACAUUCCCUCUGGAACGUUUAACAUUCCCUCUGGAAUCCACUCUGCAGUGGUUUUUAACAGGGAGCAAAGGGAGGUCUAAUUAUCAGGUCUCAUCUUAAAUGACUUGGCCAAUUCCACAGCACAUUCAGUAUUUCUGCAUCUGUUUUACACUUGUAAAAUAAGAAGGGUGAGAAAAGGAAAAUUUAAAAACGAAGGAAAAAACCUCAUCUUUGUGAAUCACUCUAAAUGACCUGGAAAUAUAUUUAUGUGCAGCAGCCACUUUAUUGAUUUCAAGAGCUUAAAAAAAAAAUAACAAUAACUUUUGAGCUUGGUGUGGAACUUGAAUACCCAAUACCCUACAUAGGAAUCUGAAAUACUCCUUGGUGAACUUCCAUCCUCCUUGGAGGACAGUGAAGGUGCUGCCAGCUUUGAUCUGGGAAGCCUUUGAGCCAUAAACAGAUUCUCUGUGGUCCUCGUGGUGCAUGUUUUCUUCUGAGACUGCUGAGGUUUUAUUUUUAUUUUAAAGCUUAUUUUAACCAAAACCUAUAAUGAGGGAUCAGCUUCUGCAUUGGUGAGGGUGUGAGUUCUCUGGUUUGUUUUGGAGCACUUCAGGUCUUAGUUACCUGAGUAACAAAAGCAGUGAGUUAUCGCAGCAGGAAGUUCUGCAUGACCCCCUUUUGAUGGAUUUUUAAAAGUUUUUAGGAAGUCUGCCUGGGAGACACCUCAUGAUGUAAUAUAUGCAAAUACCUGAACUUGUUAAUGUGAAUAUUUUUGAGAUUUUUGUGGUUCAGUUUUGUAAUAUUCUCCCCUGAAACUAGCAAGAGUGCUAAGGGUUGAGUUAAACACUGGUUUUCUGAUAAGCCAGCUUAUGCCUUAGAUAUCUCCUGCCCUCAUUUUGUAAAAUCACUCAUCCCAAAGGCGUUUGAUGUAGGAAAAAGUCAAGGCUGUUGUAGUUACAGGAAAACCAGGAAUCUUCCUUGAUUCUCAACAAUGAGUCAUUAAGAGAAUCAGGGCUUGUUAAUCCACUCACACCCUCCAUUCUUUGCUCUGGUGGUCUCAGGGCUGGGUCUGGCUCACAAGAGUCCUUGAAGGCAAAACUCAAACACUUCUGUUAUGAGAAACGAGCUGAUUUGCAUAAGCACCUAAUUUGGCCUUUGCUGAGUGAUUGUUAAAAUUCCUGCAAACCGAAGGAUGUCGAUAUUUUAAACUGUUCCAAGCAAUAGCUUUGUUAAACCCUAAUCUGCUUUGAGCCAGUGGAUGUAUUGUCAGGGGUUGGCCAGGUCUUUUAUCUGUGCUUCUCGGUGUAUCUGUGUUUUCCCAGGGGAGUCUGAAGCCCGGUGAGGUUGCUGAUCGCGUCCAGGGAAUACAUUUUCAGGUGUGUCCUGAGCCUGAGCUGGAUUUUGGAAAUACGAAAGUGGGAGGGAAUUAGUUCUGCAGUGUGUUCCCCAGGGAUGAUCCUCACUAGCUCUAAAGGAACACUUUGGUGAGAUGCUGAUCCACACUCCCCCACAUCUCCCUUUGUGAGCUGAAGUGUAAAAGGCAUGAGGAGAUGAGGUGUCUGGGCUGAACACUCACAGUGAGAUAAUGACUCUGACUGGAUCCCCCGUGGGCCUCACCCCCUUCUCUGACCCUGCACAUGUACAACUCUGUGUGCAGGAAAUGUAUUACUUCUCUCUGCUGCACCCUCAGAUUUGUUUGCAAGGUGAAUGCUUAGUCUGUUUUAAAAUAAAGGGGUUGUUUUAAUAUUGCAAUAUGGGGACUGAUAGUUGCUAAAGAAUCAGUGAAAACCUUAUUACUGUCAAAAAUACCUGAGUAAAUCAAUUAAACUAACUUAUAGCAUAAUCACUUUAAUUUCACUCUUCUUAUUUUUUUUAGUAAAGACUUACUUCUUUUAAGGGCUUACAUCUGUUUCAUAGGAAUAUGCCUUCAGCCUAAGUAGCUGUGUUUUGGGGGGUGAGAGCCUUUUUUAUUGCUUGCUAUGAGCUGAAGGAUAAACUGCACAAUCCCUCAUCUGUUUGGGGUUUUUCCCUUAAAAUCUAAUUACUCAUAUAAUUAAAGGUCAUGAUUUUCUAGCUUCAUUUGGCAUUUGCAAGCCCUGGGAACCCUCCUUCCCAGCUUUAUUCUCACUGCUCAUUCUUCUUUAUAGAUGACGUGGGACAGGUGACAUGAUGAGGAAGAUGAUGGAAGUGCCAGCAGGGAAAAGCUCCUGUCAGAGCUGGUGGUUUCCAUUGCAGGGUGUUCUCUGGGCUUGAUUUCAGCUCUUGUUCUGUGUGAGGCACAGGAACCUUCAGCACCAUUUGUGUGAGCUCAGUCUGUCAGGAAUUCAGGGCAACUUCCACUGGUCAUUUCUGUGUGAGUUCAUUGUGUUGUUGAUUCUGGGAGCUAAGAGGGUGGGAAAAUCCAGUGGAUUGCAGGGUCACACUGCUUGAACUUUAUGCCACAGCUGGAUCUUGCUGCAUGGCAAAGCAGAGUAAUCAUUUGGGACACAACUGCAGGACAGGUAAGAGAAGAUUUUGGAGCAGGGACUGUAGAAAAAUCAUCUCUGAACUCACUAUAAAACUCUGGGAUAUAGUUCUUUCACUUCCAUCAUUUAAUAACUACUUUGCUCUGGGCAAUUUAUAGACCCCACUGGCUUUAAGUUGUGGUUCCUGGAGUUGUGCUGAUCUCUUUGGUCAUUUGUAGGUAAACAAUUGAAAAUGUUUUCAGGUCGUUCACACACAGCAGAGAGGACCGAGGAUGGUUCGGAGUUUUGGGCUAUGGAAACAGAAUUUCACUUAACAGAAUCCUCCCCCCUCCAGUCUUUCGUUAUCUUUCUGCACAUAAGCUGAUUUCAGAGGGUAAUUAUGCUCUGUUUAUUAUCUCCUGUAUAUAGUUCUCUAACUGGAAAUCACUUUCCAGAACAGCAGUUCUUAGUCAUUUUACUUACACAAGCUUAGUAUUAAGUUUACCUCCACUUUCACUGUGACUUUUAUAAAUGGAUUUUGUUUUGCUGAAUUAUGAAUUGUAUGUGUCUAUGCAUUGUAACCCGUAAUGCCUUUGAAAAUCCAGCCUGGAUGCUAACGAUCAGGGUUUGGAAUUCUCUCCAAAUGUGUUUUGUUAAUAAUUCUGUUGACGUGUGAUGUUCAAUACUGUGAGUACUGCAGUGUGUUAUUUCUUAAUAUUUUUGACUUUUCAGUUCGGGUAAUAUAUAGUCUAUGUUUUUUAUUUAAAACACAUAGAAGAAAAUGUGGAUAUAAAUUUGUGUUGUGCAAUAAAAGAUUAUUAUACUGAAAACUGUUGGAAUCUGGCUCCUCUGGUCUGCAGCCACUGCGGUGCCCCUCCUCACCUUCCCUGGCAUUCGAGUUUGCUUUG